UGUAAGUGUAAACCGACAAAUAAAACUGGCUAAAAACAAUUUCAAAAAGAUAAUAUUCCAAUUUCAAAAAUGUACAAGUACAACGGUUUGAAAAUUAAUACAAUCUGUCAUGAAAAAUAUCAAUUUCUGAUUAUACUGUUAAUUUUAAUGUGCAAUUUUUUCAUUAUGUACAAAUUACGAAAAAUUGUAGCAAAAUCAAAUUUAAAAUAUGGCACUUUGAUAUUAUCACAUCGUAAAUAUGCAAAAGAAGUACGAUUUGGACCGGAUGUUCGAUCAAUGAUGUUACAAGGAGUAGAUAUUUUAGCAGAUGCUGUAGCUGUUACAAUGGGACCUAAAGGGCGGAACGUAAUUUUAGAACAGACGUUCGGUCCUCCAAAAAUCACUAAAGAUGGAGUAACCGUUGCAAAGGGAAUAGAAUUAAAAGAUAAGUUUAAAAAUAUUGGCGCAAAACUUGUUCAAAAUGUAGCAAAUAAAACCAACGAAGAAGCUGGGGAUGGAACUACAACAGCUACAAUACUAGCCAGAGCGAUUGCAAGAGAAGGUUUUGACAGCAUUACAAAGGGAGCUAACCCCAUUGAAAUCCGAAAAGGAAUCAUGUUAGCUGUAGCAACAGUUACAGAAGAACUAAAGAAAAUAUCAAAACCUGUUAAAACAUCUGAGGAAAUAGAACAGGUUGCCACGAUAUCUGCCAAUGGUGACAAUAGCAUAGGAAAACUUAUAGCAAGUGCUAUGAACAGAGUUGGUAAAGAUGGUGUUGUAACUGUUAAAGACGGUAAAACAUUGGAUGAUGAAUUAGAAAUAAUUGAUGGAAUGAAGGUCGAACAAGGUUAUGUAUCCCCCUACUUUAUUAACUCUACCAAAGGUCCACGGGUUGAAUAUAAUGAUGCAUUGAUUCUUUUUUCUGAUAAAAAGAUAUUUAAUGCUAAUCAGAUUGUGCCUGCUUUAGAAAUUGCCAAUAAUCAAAAAAAACCUUUAAUAAUAAUCGCUGAAGAUUACGAAGGUGAACCAAUAUCAGUUUUGGUAGUAAAUAAGCUAAAAAUUGGAUUACAAGUUGCUGCUAUUAAGGCACCAGGAUUUGGAGAAUAUAGAAAAAAUACGUUGAUUGAUUUAGCUAUUGCAACUGGCGGUGUUAUCUUUGAAGACAAUGAAAAUUUAAUACGCUUAGAGGAUUGUCAACUUGAGAGUCUGGGAAAAGUUGGUGAGGUUAUAAUUACAAAAGAUUCAACUCUAUUAUUGAAAGGACAAGGGGAUAAAGCAGAAAUAGAACAACGUAUUGAACAAAUAAGAGCAGAAUUUGAAGAAGAAAAAAGUGAAUUUGAGAGAAACAGAUUAUUGGAUCGUAUUUCUAGACUUAAAUGUGGAGUGGCGGUAUUACGAAUUGGAGGUUGCAGUGAAGUUGAAGUAAAUGAAAAAAAAGACCGUGUUAAUGAUGCUCUUAAUGCCACACGAGCAGCAGUCUCAGAAGGAAUUGUGCCUGGUGGUGGCGCCGCUCUUGUACGAUGUAUACCUGUACUAGAAAGUCUUAAACCAUGUAAUUCUGAUCAAGCAAUUGGAAUUAAUAUAAUUAAAAAAGCCCUUUGCACUCCUUGUUUAACAAUAGCUCGUAACGCUGGCUUCGAUGGGUCUGUGGUUGUAUCCAAAAUUAAAAAUUUAGACACAAAUUAUGGAUACGAUGCUCUUAACAACGAAUACGUUAAUAUGAUUGAAAAGGGUAUUAUAGACCCAACGAAAGUAGUUCGAAGAGCACUAACUGAUGCUAGUGGAGUUGCGUCACUAUUAACUACAGCAGAAGCUGUUAUUUGUGAAGUAGCAAGCGAAAGUGUGAAUUCUCCGACUUUAGGACCGAAUACCCCAGGUGUUACUAUUUAUUAAUAUUUCUUGUGUGAAUAAAUUAUUUAAAAUAACUGCAAUAAGUUCUUCAUAGUUAUUAAAUUGAUGUGAAUAAUAUAACUAAGUAGUUAUAUCAGCAAGAGAUUUUUCAUAAUUUUAUGAGCUGCUGUUAUUUUGUACACGACUGACUAAGUAAUUUGUGCAGAUCUGAGAUCACGUGCCAGCAAAGAGUAUGUAAUCACUACUUUAUAUGCCAGAAGCACCUGCUGCUCCUACAGGCAU
Messenger RNA from Maniola jurtina (meadow brown), 2112 nucleotides. RefSeq names its product 63 kDa chaperonin, mitochondrial-like. Gene Ontology annotation, molecular function: protein-folding chaperone binding; ATP-dependent protein folding chaperone; ATP binding. The record is from RefSeq and is a predicted model, not a curated record. The transcript has a single exon. Gene Ontology annotation, biological process: mitochondrial unfolded protein response; apoptotic mitochondrial changes; protein import into mitochondrial intermembrane space. Gene Ontology annotation, cellular component: mitochondrial inner membrane; mitochondrial matrix. Lineage: Eukaryota; Metazoa; Arthropoda; Insecta; Lepidoptera; Nymphalidae. Bases 70 to 1872 code for a protein of 600 amino acids.